GUCAUGUCAACCAAAAAAGCAAAGGUAUAUGAAUGUUGUUCUCCUCGAUUUUGCUUACCUAUUUGAAUGGUUUAAUUUGUGUAUGUUUGUGAAGUUAGUGUAUUGAUUUUCGGAGGCAAAUAAACUUUAUACUACAUUGAUCAUGAAUAUAUCAAUUGAAAAGAAACGUUCAGAGUGUCCUGCACUGCCUAAAGGCUGGCAAAGAGAAGAAGUUUUGAGAAAAAGUGGCUUGUCUGCAGGGAAGGUUGAUGUGUAUUACUAUAGCCCUACAGGUAAAAAGUUUCGCAGUAAGCCUGAGCUAGUCCGUUAUCUGGGUGAUAGUAUGGACCUAUCGUGUUUCGACUUCCAACAGGGUCAGAUAAACACAAUGUUGCUGUGCAAGGCCAAGAAAGCGCGAGCGCAGUUUGAUUACAGAGGAGUUCGUUCUGACGCGUCGCUGGUACCACCUAUCCGCCAAACAGCUUCGAUUUUCAAACAGCCGGUGACCGUGUAUAAGACACAGGAGAGCAUGGUGAAGACGGAUUUGAAGCACGGCACUACGGAAAAACCGAAACAGCUGUUCUGGGAGAAAAGAUUGGAGGGUCUAACAGCGUGCGAUGCCAACGGAGUGAUCGGUACGACGUCGCUGCCGAAGUACAUCAAGCCACUGGGCCCCUACAACUCUGACGCUACCACCAUACAAUCGCUGGCCACUGCCCUGCACGUCUCUUCACAGACCAUUACAGGCCAAACCGGGUCCAAGCAGGCGAUCCUGGAGAACCCGGGCGUUUUUUUAAACCCUGAGCAGCCGCUGAUAGCGGCCGUCACCAUCAGCAAGGAGGAUGUUCGCCGUCAAGAGGAGCGCGUUAAGCGCGCGCGUGCGCGGUUGCAGGAGGCGCUAGCGGCCGCGUAGCAGCCCGCCGGCGCGGCCGCCGCGCCGGCCCCCGACCAGUCCCACCACGCCGCCGCCGCCUCCACCGUGCUCCGCGAGCCCGAGCCCGAGCCCGAGCUCGCGCUAGUGCACUCCACCACCGACUAGCGCGCCUACAUGCCUUUAGUGCUUGCAUCCGCCGCGCCGCGCGUUUCUCGAGCGUGUCAUUAAGGAAGGCCAGUAAAAAAACUAAAUUUUCGACGGUAAAUACCAUCGUCGUUAGUUAGACAUUUAUGAAUAAGGGCAUCUUUUAGCUGUACAUAGGCAACAUAUCGGCGUGUACCACAUACUCAAAAUUCCACUGGCGGCACAUGAUAUUCACAAAUUCAUGCGAAGCGUGUUUGUAUACAGGCGGGAGAACGUCGAGUUUUAUUUUAUCAUUUAAUUAGUUAUAUGACAGAUGUAUGUGGAUAUUUAUUAGGUACUUUUAGGUGUUGAUAACACCACAUUUUACGUCUUUCUAAUAACAACAAUUGUAUUAAAUAAGGAAAGUAGCAAUAAAAGUUUUAUAAUCUGUAAA
Molecule: messenger RNA, 1430 nt
Organism: Cydia strobilella
Lineage: Eukaryota; Metazoa; Arthropoda; Insecta; Lepidoptera; Tortricidae
Gene: MBD-like
Product: methyl-CpG-binding domain protein 3
Exons: 7
Coding region: 143-892 (249 amino acids)
Biological process (GO): DNA methylation-dependent constitutive heterochromatin formation; negative regulation of transcription by RNA polymerase II
Cellular component (GO): nucleus
Molecular function (GO): methyl-CpG binding
Source: RefSeq, a predicted model, not a curated record